Molecule: messenger RNA, 2172 nt
Organism: Selaginella moellendorffii
Lineage: Eukaryota; Viridiplantae; Streptophyta; Lycopodiopsida; Selaginellales; Selaginellaceae
Product: heterogeneous nuclear ribonucleoprotein Q
Exons: 9
Coding region: 411-1904 (497 amino acids)
Cellular component (GO): nucleus
Molecular function (GO): mRNA binding
Source: RefSeq, a predicted model, not a curated record
CACUUAUUAUGACCACGCUCUAGGGUUCCUUCUCAGCGUCGUCUUCUAGGGUUUGGCCGGGGAGGAGGGGCUUUUGGCGCAGCAAUCUCGCGGCGAAUUCGCUCAUUCCAUCCCCGAAUUCGCAUUCUCAGUUUUUUUCAUGAAUGCUUGAAGGCCAAAGCCUACUGUUCACUGUUCACUGUCUAGAACGGCCUUGAAGCUCUUCCUUUCAUUCUUCUUUUACAUUUUCAUUGCUCUCAAAUGGCCUUAACAGCAAAUUUCUCUCUCUCCAGCCCUUUCUGUUGUCCAGUUUUUACUCCUCUUGAUGCCCUUCGUCUGCGGAUGCUCCCUUCUAUUCCUUGUCCACAGCUCCACUACAAGCUUUUAGGUGAGCAGCUGCUUACUGCUACUGCCGAGGAGCGGGAGUGGACAUGUCGGACGCCUCAGCGUCGCCAGAGGUCCACGACGACGAGAGAAUUGACAUAGACGGGGACGUUGAGCCAGAGGAUGUUAUAGAUGACGAGACCGACGGCAUUGUUGAGGAAGAGAAGGCCGACCAGGAAGGUCUCGACUUGGACAUGAACGAAGACGAGGGUGGCGAAGAUGAGGCCUAUACCACAGAUCACGAAAAUGGGCUGCAAAAUGGAGAGAAUGCAAGCGCUGAUCUGGGAGAGAGCGUUGAUGUGACGAUUCCAGAGGACGAAGUGGAGAAGAAGCCAGAAGAAACGCACAGGGAUAUGAAGGUUGACGACGACGAGGAGACAAAGAGCCUCCUCUCACGUCCUCCCCAUGGCUCGGAAGUUUUUAUCGGAGGUGUCACCCGUGACACGAACGAGGAUGAUCUCCGUGAGCUGUGCAGUCCGUGCGGUGAAAUUUUCGAGGUCCGGAUUCUCAAGGACAAGGAGACUGGAAACAAUAAAGGCUAUGCGUUUGUCACGUAUACAAAUCGCGAGACCGCCGAAAAGGCCAUAGAAACAUUGGCCAAUUCGGAGUUGAAGGGACGAAAGCUACGGUUUUCUCAUUCACAGGCAAAGCACAGACUGUUCAUUGGUAAUAUACCCAAGUCUUGGGAUACUCCUGAACUGGAAAAGAUCUUGGCGGAAGAGGGCCCUGGCGUUGAGGGUGUCGAGCUUUUGAAGGACCCUCGUAAUCCUGGCAAGAAUCGAGGUUUUGCCUUUGUCGAGUACUACAACCAUGCGUGUGCCGAUCACGCCAGAAAAUUAAUGUCGAGGUCAUCGUUUCGUCUUGGAAACAACGUACCCACGGUGAGCUGGGCGGAUCCCCGUACAGGGGCGGAACCUGCUGCCACCUCACAGAUCAAAGUCGUCUACGUUCGCAACCUGCCUGAGGCUGUGACCGAGGAGCAACUGAGAGGCUUGUUCGAGCAUCACGGUGAGAUCACCAAGGUGGUGCUGCCUCAAUCGAAGCCCGGCCAGCCCAAGAGAGAUUUUGGAUUUGUCCAUUUUGCGGACCGCAAUGACGCGCUAAAGGCGAUAGAGAAGACAGAGAAAUACGAGCUAGAAGGUCGUGUUCUAGAAUCGUCUCUCGCAAAGCCUCCCGUCGAGAAGAAGGGGAUGGACCAGCCUCUAGCUCCUCAGAGACUGGGAAUUCUCUCUCAGUUGCAACCCAGAACAGCCGCCUACAGCUAUCCAGUUGACAUCUACAACAACAUAGGAACUGGAGGCGGCUAUGGACAAAACAGAUACAACCAGCCUUUGAUCUAUGGACGCGGGCCUCCUCCCGCUGGUAUGACAAUGGUUCCAAUCCAACUUCCAGAUGGCCGGCUUGGCUAUGUUCUGCAACAACCUGGGAUCCAACAACAGGGAUCACAAUUUGGCCGGGGUGUACUGUCAUCGUCGUAUAGAAGUAGCAGUAACAACGCGGGCUCUGGUGGCAGCAGCUCGAGGCGCUAUCGGCCAUACUGAGUGAGUGACACUUACACAUAUAUGUUUGGGAUCAUCAGCAACAGGAGCUCACUUUUGCUCCAUGGCUGUUCUUCCUUUUCGCUCAUUUCAGGCUUACUAGAUUUCCAGGCCUGAUGCUUGAACAGGUGCGUAGCUAAAAUGUAUUUACGUCUCGUGAGUUUUUCCCAAACCGUUUAAUAAGAAAGUGCUAAAGGUGAAGGAGAAAACUGUUGAUUGUACUUCUGAUGGAUGUUUCACAUCCAAAUGCAAAAACGUCACUUCACCUGUU